Lymnaea stagnalis (great pond snail) is the source of this 1025-nucleotide messenger RNA. The record is from the annotation of a GenBank genome assembly. Lineage: Eukaryota; Metazoa; Mollusca; Gastropoda; Lymnaeidae.
AUUUAAUGUAAGUACCCUAAAGCUACAUUCAAAUAAACUCCAUAAUAGUUGUUAUAUUUAUACUUUCAGGAGUUAAAUUAUAAUUAAUCUUGGAUUAUCCUUUACACAUUUAAUACAUUUUAUAAUCCCAUAAUGGAAGAAAUGUCGAUAUCGAAGAAGAAUCGAGACACCAAGAUGGAUUUCUUAUAUAUAUCAUGUUGAUUCUCAUGACAUCUUCAAUGCUUAUUGUCAGAAUUCAGCCACCGAUUACGGUCUCACCAAGCCGAUUGUGGUCGGGGAAUUCUGGGAGAAGGAUGGCGGUGGCAUGAAGAUCGAGGACAUGUUCAGAUACGUCUACGACAACGGGUUCGCCGGUGCGUGGAGCUGGGAUCUGUUGGGCUACCCGGGAGAGUUCACUGGGAUCGCUGGGAUCCGUGACCUCAAAACCAACGGAGAAAUUCCUGUGACGAUCGAAUGAGAUGGACUUGUCAUUUCUUCACGUCCUGCGUAAACAUGUUUUUUUAAAAAUACAGGCAAUUAAGACUGUCAUUUAAAACACGAUGUAAGACAGCCAUCCGUUGAUACAUUUUCUCUGGUGAUAUUCUUUCCUCUGAUCUUUGUGUCAAGUAAACUUUAUCACAUUAUGUAAAUAUAUAUAUUUUUUUUUGAAAAUAGAUAAUUAUUUUGUUCCCUUUUGUCAAGGUGUUGAUACAUUUUCUCUGGUGAUAUUCUUUCCUCUGAUCUUUGUGUCAAGUAAACUUUAUCACAUUAUGUAAAUAUAUAUAUUUUUUUUGAAAAUAGAUCAUUAUUUUGUUCCCUUUUGUCAAGGUGUUAGAAUCCUUGAGCGUCUGUUUUGUGCCAGGCGUUCUAACUAUAGGCGUAAGGAUACAAAGGCAAAGCGGGUAGUACGGCAGUGUGUGCAGGUGGGCUGUUGGUCAGUAGAGCUGGGAGAGCGAGUGGGGUAGGACGAUGACAGUGUCAGAGUUGGUGUUAUUGUUAGUUGGUGUUUGUAGUAGUGGUAGUAAAUAGUGUUGUGAUCCAUGUAG